AUGCAAAUACCAAAUACGGUCCGGGUAGGCCUGGGAGCCCAUGUCAUCAACCGCACCGUCUACCUUAGAGUGCAGCCGAUGCCGGAAACACUGGCCGAAAGACGGGCGGUGCUUCGGAUGCUGCAGCGCUCCGGCGAGGUCCAGGUCUUCAAGAAGCUACGCCGUGAGGAUUCCUUCAUCUCCAUUUUCCGAUCUAGCAAAGAUGCCAUAGAACUUGUCAAGCGCGCCCCGAUCCGCUACGAGCUCGUUGUAGAGAACACAGGUGUCAACCUCAUGGAUUCGCGGGACAUAACCCCGACCGUCGCCCCGAUCGAAACCAUGGCACAUGGGACGAGCGACACCGAAACGCCGGCGGCCCAGUCACAGCAAUACGCCGAACUGGAAACAGACGAACCCCUACCGGAGCAGCUGCCGUUGACACCCGAGCAGCAGCAGGAGGAUGGCGACUCGUCGGCACCAUCUUCGACCUUUUCCACGGUACGGCAGCGGUCCUUUAUGCUGUCGGCCUUCAUCACCAACCGACACGCGCACUACACGCAUAUCCGGCGGUCGCGGUUGUACGGACCCUGGGAGCGCGAGCAGCACGCCGCCCAAACCUUCAUGUCGCGGGCGCUGCGGAACAUCGUGCCCUCGGACCAUGACAGUCAGCCCUUUGCCGACUGGAUCACGAGCGACCAGCUGAACGAGGCAAGGAUCGAGGAGCACGAUGAGCAGCAAAGGUCCGGGCUAGCGACCACGUACGUCGAGGUUCGCAAGGCAAAGAGAGAACACAAGGCGUUGCUGCAGAAGAAUAUGGGCAAAAUCGGCCAGAAGCCCGUGCUUGCGGAUAGGGUAUCUACAGUGCAGUCAGAUUGCAGAAUCGAGCGAUGGGGUCUCAUCUGCAUUUUUGAAUUGGCAGCGCCACAUGUUGUCAUUUAUGCUGCCCGGCUCGCGAGGGCAACCAAGUAA
Molecule: messenger RNA, 948 nt
Organism: Pyricularia oryzae 70-15
Lineage: Eukaryota; Fungi; Ascomycota; Sordariomycetes; Magnaporthales; Pyriculariaceae
Exons: 3
Coding region: 1-948 (315 amino acids)
Source: RefSeq, a predicted model, not a curated record